AUCCCGAACGGAGACUUGGAUCGAGUCCAAGUUCAUCGCUCGCCCCGACUCCCUCGUCGUUGACUCCGACACUCGCCAUCUCCCCUUUUCUCUCGCCUUUGAAACCUAACGUGUCCCCACUCAUGCAGACUCAGUGCACCUGGUCAUGCCAUCAUGAGAUGUUCGGUGCACUGAGAUCGAAAUCCUCGUCCCUCUUUGCUUCCUCCAGGCGUCUCCAGUGCCGGUUCGCCGCCAGGAGCAGGAGUCGACGGCCGUGUCCGUUUGCCGCUAUGUCCACCGUCGCCACCGAGAGAGGGGCCCCUCCGAAUCGGAAGGAGUCGGAAGGCAAGCCCUUGCAGGUUGCAAAGCGCUUGGAGAAGUUUAAAACAACAAUAUUCACACAGAUGAGUAUGCUUGCCAUCAAACACGGAGCCAUAAACCUUGGACAGGGCUUCCCCAACUUUGAUGGACCUGAAUUUGUAAAGGAAGCAGCAAUUCAAGCAAUUCGGGAUGGCAAGAACCAAUAUGCCCGAGGCUAUGGAAUACCAGACUUGAACUCUGCUAUUGCUGCUCGGUUCAAGAAAGACACUGGCCUUGUGGUGGACCCUGAGACGGAAGUUACUGUUACCUCUGGGUGCACCGAGGCAAUUGCUGCAACUAUGUUAGGAUUGAUAAAUCCUGGUGAUGAAGUGAUCCUCUUUGCUCCUUUUUAUGACUCUUAUGAAGCCACUCUGUCUAUGGCUGGUGCUGAUAUAAAAAGCAUCACACUGCGCCCCCCAGAUUUUGCCGUCCCGAUGAAGGAGCUCAGGUCUGCAAUAUCAAAGAAAACCCGUGCAAUUCUUAUAAACACUCCCCAUAACCCUACUGGAAAGAUGUUCACUCGGGAGGAGCUUCAUGAGAUUGCUUCUCUCUGCAUUGAAAACGAUGUUUUGGUUUUCACUGACGAAGUCUAUGAUAAGCUGGCUUUUGAGAUGGAUCACAUUUCUAUGGCCUCUCUUCCGGGGAUGUACGAUCGAACAGUGACCAUGAAUUCCUUGGGGAAGACGUUCUCAUUAACCGGGUGGAAGAUUGGAUGGGCUAUUGCUCCGCCACAUUUGACGUGGGGAGUGCGGCAGGCACACUCUUUCCUCACCUUUGCUACUUCCACCCACGCACAGUGGGCCGCUGCUGUAGCGCUGAGAGCCCCUGAUUCUUACUAUGUGGAGUUAAAGAGGGAUUACACAGCAAAGAAGCAAAUUUUGGUGGAGGGAUUGAAGGAGGCUGGUUUCAAGGUAUUCCCCUCAAGCGGCACGUACUUUGUAGUUGUAGAUCAUACCCCUUUUGGCCUGGAAAAUGAUAUCGCGUUCUGCGAAUUCUUGAUCAAAGAAGUUGGAGUGGUGGCGAUCCCUACUAGCGUAUUUUACUUGAACCCCGAGGAGGGUAAGAACAUAGUGAGAUUUACAUUCUGCAAAGAUGAGGGAACUUUGAGGUCUGCAGUCGAGAGGAUGAAGCAGAAGCUGAAGAAAGGAUGAAAGGGCGGCGGUUCAAGAUCAUCUCGAGGAAACCGUGUCGCCAGACGAUUCUUUGCAACAUCGAGCAUCUGGAAGCGGAGAUCAUCGGAUUCUUGAUCAUAAGUCAAUGAUGAUUGUUCAACUUGUGAUACGAUGAAGGUAUUCCAAUUGAUUUACCUGUGAUAUGUGGCAACUGUCACAAAGCUGCCCUGAGGAACAGAAUAAUCCUUGCU
Molecule: messenger RNA, 1702 nt
Organism: Rhodamnia argentea
Lineage: Eukaryota; Viridiplantae; Streptophyta; Magnoliopsida; Myrtales; Myrtaceae
Product: probable N-succinyldiaminopimelate aminotransferase DapC
Exons: 2
Coding region: 123-1490 (455 amino acids)
Biological process (GO): biosynthetic process
Cellular component (GO): cytoplasm
Molecular function (GO): pyridoxal phosphate binding; L-kynurenine:2-oxoglutarate transaminase activity
Source: RefSeq, a predicted model, not a curated record